UCAAUCCUUAUCUUAAAUCAGACGGCAAAUAACUUCCAGCCACUCUCAGGUACUAACUACAGACCGGGGCCAUUUCAUUUAUCAAAAUAAAAACCACAAAACCAAAACCACACUCUUCUACACACCUCUCUCUCUCUCUCUCUGUCUUUCAAUCUGCGAAUUGCUUGGGAAAAUAAUCCAAUUGCAAUGGCGACAAGGAUAGCUACAAGAUUUGUGUCUCGAAGGUUUUCCAGUAGUGGCAAAGUGCUUAGCGAGGAGGAAAAAGCUGCAGAAAAUAUUUACAUUAAGAAAGUCGAGCAAGAGAAAUUGGAGAAGCUUGCGCGGAAGGGCCCUAAACCAGAAGAAAAACCUGCCACAAGCUCAGGAGGAUCAGCCACAGAUGCCAAACCAACCAGCUCAUCCUCAGCAUCUGGAGCAUCAACUGAAAAAGUAUCCACUGACAAGUACCGGAACUAUGCAGUUCUAGCUGGUACUAUCACGGUUUUCGCUUCUCUUGGAUGGUACCUUAAAGGUACUGCAAAGAAGCCAGAAGUCCAGGACUGAGGUUACUGUGCUUUGACAUGAACAGUUAAAAAAGAUGAUAAGUAGUUUUCUUUACACUACUGGAUCUUUGGCAAGAGUUUAAUAAAGAUACAUCAACUUCACUGUGCCCCCUCUCUGUAUUUGUUGCAUCAGAUUAUAACUGCGUUUUAUGUGCUUUUAUAAUUCUUGAGUUUGGCACGGGUUCAUGGUGACCCUGUUUCGGAGAA
Quercus robur (English oak) is the source of this 749-nucleotide messenger RNA. RefSeq lists its product as uncharacterized. The record is from RefSeq and is a predicted model, not a curated record. The transcript has 4 exons. The coding region runs from base 187 to 543 and encodes 118 amino acids. Lineage: Eukaryota; Viridiplantae; Streptophyta; Magnoliopsida; Fagales; Fagaceae.